This is a messenger RNA of Pseudophryne corroboree (corroboree frog), 756 nucleotides long. RefSeq lists its product as uncharacterized. The transcript has 4 exons. NCBI's taxonomy places the organism in Eukaryota, Metazoa, Chordata, Amphibia, Anura, Myobatrachidae. The record is from RefSeq and is a predicted model, not a curated record. Bases 1 to 756 code for a protein of 251 amino acids.
AUGAAGGGUUUGUGUACCAAGAUUGGUCCAGAUCCAUCCAGGCAUGUAGGAGACUCUGGAGAACAUGCAUACCUUGAGUGUAAUCACAGUAUUUGCUCCCUACAAUACAAUUUCACUCAUGAUCUGACCAACUUUAUGGUUUUCUGUGAUGAAACACUAGCAAAGGCAAAAUAUUUGGAAGUGGCAAGAAGAAUGAAGGCAUAUGAGGAUAACAAAUAUGAAGCCUGGAAAGAGAGUACAUAUCAGAUCCUGCACUCACUGCUGAAAAGAAGUUUACUCAUUAACACGCAUGUACCAGUUGUUAACCAUGCAAACUUGAAUUUAGCUGAUGUGGCAAAGGCAAAAUAUUUGGAAGUGGCAAGAAGAAUGAAGGCAUAUGAGGAUAACAAAUAUGAAGCCUGGAAAGAGAGUACAUAUCAGAUCCUGCACUCACUGCUGAAAAGAAGUUUACUCAUUAACACGCAUGUACCAGUUGUUAACCAUGCAAACUUGAAUUUAGCUGAUGUGGCAAAGGCAAAAUAUUUGGAAGUGGCAAGAAGAAUGAAGGCAUAUGAGGAUAACAAAUAUGAAGCCUGGAAAGAGAGUACAGAUCAGAUCCUGCACUCACUGCUGAAAAGAAGUUUACUCAUUAACACGCAUGUACCAGCUGUUAACUAUGCAAACUUAAAUUUUGCUGAUGUUGUAAAUGCAGUUUUUUUUAUAUUAUUGAUUUUUCUAAAACAUAUGAAAGGGUGUGGUAUUGAAGGUCGACAGUAA